Brettanomyces bruxellensis is the source of this 1440-nucleotide messenger RNA. RefSeq lists its product as uncharacterized. Gene Ontology annotation, molecular function: FMN binding; oxidoreductase activity. Bases 1 to 1440 code for a protein of 479 amino acids. The record is from RefSeq and is a predicted model, not a curated record. The transcript has a single exon. NCBI's taxonomy places the organism in Eukaryota, Fungi, Ascomycota, Pichiomycetes, Pichiales, Pichiaceae.
AUGUCUGCAAGAACAUUGUCGAAACGCGUUAUUGUUGUGGGAAGUGGAUUGGCUGGACUUAGUGCUGCUCACAGCGUGAUCCAAAAUGGAGGAAAAGUCGUUCUUUUGGAGAUGAUGCCAAAGUAUGGAGGAAACUCCAUCAAGGCAUCUUCGGGAAUCAACGGUGCGCCAACCCGGUUUCAGCCCUUGCCCGAUGACAUGUUCUACUCGGAUACAGUGAAGUCGUCAGGUGUGAUUUAUCAAAAUUCGAAUCCACAGAUGAAAAAGGACAGAGAAGAACUCAUGAAGACUUUGGUUGACAAGUCUCAGAGUGCCGUUUACUGGCUUACGGACCACUUCGGCAUCGAUUUGUCAGCAGUGACUCAGCUUGGAGGACACUCGAGACCAAGAACUCACCGGGGGACCGGUAAGCUUCCACCCGGAUUCGCCAUUGUUUCUGCCUUGUGGAAAAAGCUCCAGGAAGAGUAUGCAGAACGAGCAGUUCUAAAAACGCAUUGCCGUGUGACCAAGCUUCUCACUGCCGAAACGGGAGUUGUCGGUGUCGAGUACGAGGACUUGGACACCAAGGAGAAGUUCAAGCUUUACGGACCGGUUGUUUUCACAGUUGGAGGAUUUGCAGGCGAUACUACAGGCCUCGUGAACAAGUACCGGCCGGAUCUUGCAAGCUAUCCAUCGACCAACACCGCCAGACCUCAGUCGAUCGGCCUUUUGAAGGCGAUUGGAGGCCAGUUGCUGGACAUGGAGUCGAUUCAAGUGCACCCGACCGGAUUUGUGAGUCUCGAGGAUCCAUAUGCAAGAAACAAGUUUUUGGCUGCCGAGCUGCUCCGCGGAGAAGGCGGCAUCUUGUUGAAUGACAAAGGUGACAGAUUCGCAAGUGAGAUGCUCAGAAGAGACCAGGUCACGGAGGCUGUGCUGAAGAACUGUGCCGAGGAUGCCAACGAUAAGAUUAGGCAGUGGAAAGUGUGGCUGGUUCUUGAUGAGGGUUCCACAUCGAAGAUCGGAAACAACAUCGGCUUCUAUCAGUUCAAGAAGCUCUUGGCAAAGAAGACCAUCGGCGAGUGGUCCAAGGAAAUUCCAAACAUCAAGCAAAGUGUGAUUCGUUACGCCAAGUUCGCACAGCAGAAGAAGGACACCGACUUUGGCAGAACGAACUUUGGCCGUUGGAGUUUGAAGCCAGAGGAUGUUAGUGAUGAAACUGUCAUUGUGGCCGGUAGAGUUACACCGGUUCUUCAUUUCACCAUGGGAGGUAUCAAAAUUAACACGGAUGCCCAGUUCUUGGAUGUUGAUAACAAGCCAAUUAACGGAAUCUGGGGUGCCGGUGAGAUCACAGCCGGUGUGCACUCCAGUAACAGAUUGGGUGGUUCAUCUUUGCUUGAGUGUGUUGUUUUUGGCAGAAUUGCUGGUCAGCAUGCAAACCACUCUUUGAAAAGUCACAUUUAG